Psilocybe cubensis is the source of this 1998-nucleotide messenger RNA. RefSeq lists its product as uncharacterized. The transcript is spliced from 2 exons. The record is from RefSeq and is a predicted model, not a curated record. The coding region runs from base 1 to 1998 and encodes 665 amino acids. NCBI's taxonomy places the organism in Eukaryota, Fungi, Basidiomycota, Agaricomycetes, Agaricales, Agrocybaceae.
AUGGACUUUAUGAGCCCUGCUUUUGACCAAGAAUCGCUCUCAGAAGAUGAAAUCUCAGUGGGGACAGUGGCGCAGAACUACGUCAAGUGGCAGAGUUCGCAGUCUCACAACCCAGCUCUUAACCAGCUCAUAAAGUCUAGUGCGAAGGAUCCAAUCUAUUCAAAAGAGAACUUCAGUUCUUCCCGAGUUUGGCAACGCCAAUCUUCUUUUGAACAGAUUCCCGGUUUUUCGUUAUUGACCACCUCGGAUCACUCAGUACCACCUGUAUCUUCUGCAUCAGCUUCCUCAAGUAAACCUUUGUCAUCCUCUCGUCCUCUGACGUCUCGAACUCGCCCUUCUGAAUACAAAGCUCGACGUAAAAGCUCGACCGUUGAGGCACCUAGUACCGAUUCCUCGGUAUCAAGCACGAUUCCAUUUCUUGACAAAACGAACCCGACUGCGUUUUUGGAUAUUCUGAAAGGUGUUUCUGCUCGUGUGGAAGCAAAUGUUGGAUUGCGCUCUCGUGGAAGUGUCCUUGAUCCGUUCCAUCCCUCUCGGAUCGAGAAAGCCAAAAAGAGGGUACGAGAUGGUAGCGUUGGGAGUAGUGCAGAGGCUCAGUCACUAAAAGCCAAGAAAGUCCGCAUAGAGAGUCUGCGCCAAGUCAUGGACAAGGGAAAGGGACGCGCUGCAGAUGAAGAAGACUUGGAGGGUAGCGAACGUAGCUAUAUGCUGAGCAUCGGAUCAACUUCACGAACCACAUCCACUGCAAGCAAAUCAUUGAGUGAUGGCAGCUUUAUGGAUGUUGACGAUUGCGAUAAAAGUAUGGCCGAUUCGCAUGCUGAUACCGCGUCCCCACUAUUAUCUAGGCCUGGAUUAACGAAGACCCCUUCGCAAGCCAAAAUGCCACCUCCACCAGCACCAAUGACCAAACACCCAACUGUUUCCAAUAUAACACCCUCGAGAAUCUCUACGUCUUUGUACUCAUCUUCCUCACAACUAUCCAAGUCCUGUCAUAAACUACCUCAGCAAGACCAUAAUGGCCAUGGUUCUCGACCACCUAAAUAUCAUCCUCUCCUCCUCCAGCAACAAGCAACCACAACGACAUCCUCAGAACAUUCCCAAGCUCGGAAUGACGUGCUCCAGCCUCAACCGAUUGCUGUGAAAACAUCUUCAAUUAACGAAACACCUAAAGCUGAAUCACGGUACGAUUCAUCAGCGAUGGACGUUGAGACAAUAUUUCCUUCUUCCACCCCUUUAGCCGGUAGCCAACAGGUGCGACCACCUGCUUUAGGUAUGCGGCGCACGCAUACAUUUCCCGCAUCAGGCAUGGUUCCGUCUAUGCAGAAGUCAGGUGUUUUACCCACUAAACAAAAGGGCUUUAAGCCUCCACUUCUGCCCUCCUCUCAACCGCAAUCUUCCACAAGCAAUUCUUCUGCGUCUGGGACGAAAGGAUCCACGUCUUCCGUGGGGCAUAAUCAACCUCAAAAUCAACCUCACCGGACACAUUAUGCAACCUCUCGUGCACCUUCAGGAGGCAGCAAUAGCUCGACAUCAUCCUCCGAUUCUCCGACCGCCCGUGUUCAUUCGUCUUCAUCCUCCUUUUCCACCUCUACGUCCACUUCAUUUAACACGAGCACGCCUAUAUCAUCCUCCUCCUCAUCGUCUCACAAGACAAGACCGCGUACCCCCGCUAGUAUCGCGAGGGAAGAAGCUAUUGCUAAAGCCCUUGCAGAAGCUGCUGGCACAGCUCAGGCACCACCUCGCAAUCGCGGGCCACAUCCUCAGCCGCAAUCUCGGUCUCGGGCAGUCGCGCCACCGCCUGCGCCUGCGUACAAAGCAGCUCCUGCGCACCAUCCACCUUUACCACCCCAACCUGUACGAGCAGCAGAACCAGUGGCUAUACCUGCUCCAGCAUCUCCGGUGCUCCCGGAGCCAGCGAACGGCGACGGCGACUCCUCGUUCGGCGAUAUGUCAUUCGAUAUGGACGCGCUCGAGGAGACCAUGCGUCAGUACGAUUGA